AUGCAAUCGAAUCGGAUCAGAACUCCCUGCAGUGCCCCGAUUCGAUUUCGAAAAUGGCGUUGGCCAUGUGAGCGAGGCGCCAACCCCGCCGUGCAUCUUGGUCGUCGCUGCAUCUCUACUUCUCACCUCUCACCUCUCGCUUUCUCUUGGCCACACCUAAUACGGCACCUGGUCCACCCGAGCGCAUUCCUCUCUGCAUUUCUACCAUUUCAUAGCACCGACUUGGGCAACGUUGACGUUCUCGCGAUGGCUGUCACCAACGAACAGUUUCUCUCUGAGCUCACCAAGCUGUUCGAGCAAAGCACAUCCAAGCACUCGGUCUACAUCGCCUCGAAGAAAGCACCGGCUUCAGCGGCCAAGGACGGUGAUGUCGACAUGACACCUUCGUCAUCGUCUGGGAUCACAGAUGCAAUCCUUUUUCGAGCAACGAACGGUGUUUCGGGAAGCGGUAAGGUCAAGAUCAGCACGUUGGUGCCUGCUUCCAAGCUCGCCUCCUUCCAGACAGCAUACUUGCCCCUGCUGAGAACACAUCUCUCCACCGGGCUCAAGAAGCGUGACAAGGCCAAGGAGAGGAAGAUGGACAAGGCUCAAGAACAGAGCCGCAAGAAGCUCAUCCAGGUGGUGGAUGGAAAGGACAAGAUCAUCACCAACCAGAUCGGAAGCAAGCGCGGUGCGGGUCGACGCAAGCGGCAGCGUGCACUCAAGAAGGGGCUCGCAUUGCGAAAGGAGAAGUCGAAAGAAGCCAAGCGCAAACAGCAAGCGACCAAAACGGUCUGA
Pseudozyma hubeiensis SY62 is the source of this 777-nucleotide messenger RNA. RefSeq lists its product as hypothetical. NCBI's taxonomy places the organism in Eukaryota, Fungi, Basidiomycota, Ustilaginomycetes, Ustilaginales, Ustilaginaceae. The transcript is spliced from 2 exons. Bases 1 to 777 code for a protein of 258 amino acids. Gene Ontology annotation, cellular component: signal recognition particle, endoplasmic reticulum targeting. Gene Ontology annotation, molecular function: 7S RNA binding; endoplasmic reticulum signal sequence receptor activity. Gene Ontology annotation, biological process: SRP-dependent cotranslational protein targeting to membrane. The record is from RefSeq and is a predicted model, not a curated record.